This is a messenger RNA of Odobenus rosmarus divergens (Pacific walrus), 1406 nucleotides long. It is a transcript of the gene FAM185A, whose product is annotated as family with sequence similarity 185, member A. The record is from RefSeq and is a predicted model, not a curated record. The coding region runs from base 1 to 1179 and encodes 392 amino acids. The transcript is spliced from 8 exons. Lineage: Eukaryota; Metazoa; Chordata; Mammalia; Carnivora; Odobenidae.
AUGUUCCCCCCCAGCUCGGGCUGGGGGUUCGGCUGCCUCCGGCUCAGCCAGCUCCGAGUUGGGGCCGGCGGAGCUGCCCGGCCCUGGGCGUGUCGGGCUGGCCCGGCCCGGCGGUACCGCUCUGGUGGAGGCGAGCGCCAGCCCCGGUCCGAGCCCGCGGUCUCUCCGCCAGGCCUCGCGCACCAGACUCUGAAGGAGUGGGCGCUGCUGGUGAGCCCCUUCGGUCGGCUGCGGGCGCGGCUUCCGUGUCAUUUGGCCGUAAGGCCCCUGGACCCCCUCACCUACCCAGACGGCGACCGCGUGCUGGUCGCUGUGAGAGCAGCGGAGGGCGGGGCACGGGACCUGGCGGGCCUGCAGGUGAAGUACGACGAGGCGCUGAAGGAGGUAGCCAUCGUGUCCGACACCAUCGACCCCCAGGCAUCCGUGGAGGUGAACGCGCCCCUGAAGUUUGAUUUGAAUAUCAAGUCAUCAGGUUCUGGCUGUGUAAAAAUCCAAAAUAUUGAGUGUGAUAAUUGCAAAAUUGAAACGGAGCAGGGGACUGGCAUCUUACAGUCUGUUAAGAGUCAAAAAUUAUGUGUUCAAACAAAAGGAGGCAAAGUGAUCUGUCUGGGAACAGUUUAUGGAAAUAUAGAUAUUCAUGCAUCAGAUAAAAGUACUGUGACCAUAGAUAAACUGCAAGGAAGUACUGUUAAUAUAACUGCUGAACAUGGUUUGCUGGAAGCCAAGUAUCUUUAUACAGAAUCGUCAUUUCUAUCUUCUGCUGCUGGAGAUAUUACAUUAGGAAGUGUUCAUGGUAAAAUAACAUUACAAAGCAAGAUGGGUAAUAUCACAGUAGAUUCAUCCUCUGGAUGUCUAAAGGCCUCAACUCAUCGGGGUGCAAUAGAUGUUUAUGUCAGCCAACUAGGGAAAGUGGAGUUGAAAUCCCAUGAAGGCUCUAUUCUUGUCAAGGUUGCAUCUUCUCUUCAGGCUCAUUUACAGCUAUCAGGGAAAGAGGUUGAUGUGAACUCAGAAGUCCAUGUUCAAGAAAUGACUGAAGUUCACAAAGAUGAUGGCAUAAUAAUUACUGGGCUCAUGAAUCAAGCAAGCAAACAUGAAAAAUGGAUUAAGGCUGAUGCCCCAGAAGGCACUGUAAAAUUUAGAAGUCAAAGCUGGUUUCAGUCCCUGAAACUGCAGGAAUAAGAAUGGUUUGAGUUGUAUUUAUAAUUUUUAACAAUGAUUAGCAGAUCUGUGACUACAAAAAUGCAAAUACCACAGUUCAUAUAAAUGUUGAAAACAAAUUGGAAUGAAUACUGGUGAAUUGUCUUGUGGGGGCCUUUUGAAAAUUUGUACUUAGCUAUUCAUUUUCUAUUGCCCUGUAAUGAAAUUACCACAAACUUGCCGACUUAAAAUCACACUUAUUUUUAGCU